This is a messenger RNA of Anthonomus grandis grandis, 1326 nucleotides long. It is a transcript of the gene Rab8, whose product is annotated as ras-related protein Rab-8A. The record is from RefSeq and is a predicted model, not a curated record. Gene Ontology annotation, molecular function: GTPase activity; GTP binding. The transcript is spliced from 5 exons. Bases 134 to 760 code for a protein of 208 amino acids. NCBI's taxonomy places the organism in Eukaryota, Metazoa, Arthropoda, Insecta, Coleoptera, Curculionidae. Gene Ontology annotation, biological process: cellular response to insulin stimulus; protein secretion; Golgi vesicle fusion to target membrane. Gene Ontology annotation, cellular component: plasma membrane; trans-Golgi network transport vesicle; synaptic vesicle.
CUGUUGCAUGUCACUUUGACAGUUGACGUCCAUGUAAUUGUAAACGUAAAAACUGGAAGAAGGGACAAAGUUUUCAAUAUUUUCCUGGAAUAUUCAAAAUUAAAACAGAGAAGACUAUUAUUUAUUAACAACCAUGGCCAAAACCUACGAUUAUCUUUUCAAAUUGUUACUGAUUGGGGAUUCCGGAGUGGGUAAAACUUGCGUACUGUUCCGCUUUUCAGAGGACGCCUUUAAUACAACAUUUAUUUCUACUAUAGGCAUUGACUUCAAAAUAAGAACUAUUGACUUGGAUGGCAAGAAAAUUAAAUUGCAAAUAUGGGACACAGCGGGGCAGGAAAGAUUCAGAACAAUCACUACAGCUUACUACAGGGGUGCCAUGGGCAUAAUGCUAGUUUAUGAUAUUACAAAUGAAAAGAGCUUUGAGAAUAUUAAAAAUUGGAUUAGGAAUAUUGAGGAGAAUGCUUCUGCUGAUGUUGAAAAGAUGUUGUUAGGAAACAAAUGUGAGCUUGAAGAGAAGAGGCAAGUGUCAAAAGAGAGGGGUGAACAGCUUGCUAUUGAAUAUGGUAUUAAAUUUAUUGAAACUAGUGCAAAGACUAGUACAAAUGUUGAGGGAGCCUUCUUUACUUUAGCUAGAGAUAUUAAAGCAAAAAUGGAGAAGAAAUUGGAGGCGAGCAAUCCCCCCAAGGGUGGCCAAGUAUUACGGGGAACAGAUCCCCCUAAAAAACCCACAAGUUGGUUGUCGAGAUGCACCCUUCUCUGACCUUUCGCUGCCUCUGAAAACACUCUACCGCCAUCUAUGUUAAUAGCGUACGGAUAGGGCCGCAGUUUGGUGAGUUUUGGGGUGGGGAAAAUUUUGAUUAAUCUGACCAAGGCUCCUCUUUGUUCUCCAAUUUAAAACACUCACCUCGGCCCAGAUACUUUGUAUUAUUUGAAGAAGCACAAAGAGGUGAAGCCUGUUGUUUGUUUAAAACUAUAUUUGUGAUGAGGUAAUGUGUUUUUUACCGCUAAUAUGUAUAGGGUCAAUAUUUUAAAUUAAAUGAGUAAUUAAGGUCCAUUCUGGUUAAGGUGAUUAAACAAAAAGUAUUUAUCGAUAAGUCCCGGAAUUUGUAUAUACGAGAUAAUGAAAUAUAUAAUUAUUAUUGUCAUGUAAUGCCUAUAUAACUCUCCACGAUUAGAUGGUUCGAAUGUUAAAAUUUUCACGAAAAUCAAAUAUUUAAAAUGACACACAAUUCCUUUAGCCCUCUUAGUUAUAAUAGAAUUUGUAAAUAAUUUACAUUUUUAAAAUAUAUAAUUUUUUUAUAAUUUUAAUAAACUUUAUGAUGAUAA